ACAUAUUCAUAUACUUGCCUGCACUUGCACAGUAAUCAGGCAACUCCUCUUUAUGUUUCUGAGAUGAAACAUUUAUUGUUAAAAUGCAUUAGUUACAUUGUAAUAAUGUGCUAUAGUUGCCUGUGAGUGUGGAGGAUGGGACAUUGAGGUUGUGGUCUGAGCCCCUCUACACAAGUUUCCUGCAAGCUGAUGCUGACACUUUUGAGAUAAAAACUUAGCAUGCAAAGGAACCCUUGCAGAAUAUUCGUGAAAUGUACAAGUGCACACAAUGAAUAAGGAAGCUGCCUGUUAUGCCUACUUCCCCAGUAAUGCAAGCCUCCGAUUCCAGAGAUGUACACCAUGGAUUCCAUUUCUACUGCUUUUUGUUGCCACAGCCCAAGGGAUCAAUGUUAUGGAAGAAAAAUUCCUUCUGGAGCCCAAUGAUCCUGACCAGCCCAACUGCUUUGCUGUAGCUUAUGAAUCCUUAACAUGUUUUUGGGACGAAGAAAAUGAAAUGGACAAUGCAACAUAUCAUUUUUUCUACAACUAUCUUGGAUACGACAUAAAAGAAUGCCCCCUUGUUUCACACACAAUUAAAAACAACACCAGCCGCCACAUCUGUAAUUUUCCUGAAUAUGAUAUCCUGUUAUUCACUCUAUUAGUCAUUGCAGUAAAAGCACACAACGGGGAAGAAAUUAAAUAUAACAGAACCUUAUUUGUGGAUCAAAAAGGAAUCUUUCCCCAACCUACAGAUGUGAAAGUCUCAUUAAAUGGAAAUCUUGGUCAGCUCCAUGUCAGUUGGACUCCAUAUCUAUCUAUCUGGGGACUGCAACAAAUUUACCAACUUCAGUACUCAGUAGUGGAGCCCGAAUAUUCAGGGCCGACACAGGUACUGCAAAUAGAAUAUAUUUACAGCAACUCAUACCUUCUCCAAGGUUUACUUCCUGGGAUCACCUAUGAAGUGAAGGUGCGUUCAAGGCCAAAUAAUAAUGAAGAAAUAGAUGGCUUCUGGAAUUCCUGGUCACAAAGUGCUUAUGCAAGAACUCCUUUUUCUGCAGAUGAUGUCAACCUGCACUGUUUCACUGCUGAUCUAAAGUAUGUAAUCUGUACAUGGAACUCAAGCAAAGAAAUGGAGCCUUACAACUUCUACAGCUUAUACUACCAAACCAGUGAUAACACAUGGAGUCAAUGCCAGCAGCAAAACUAUACCAUGGAAGGAGACACCAUCAGUCACUGCUGCCUGUUUUAUGUCCAGAACCAAGGAAAGAAUACAGUCACUGUGAAACUGACCGCACCUCUAUUUGAGAAAACCUUCUACAAGGAACCAUUUCAGAUGGAGAACAUAGUUCGUCCGUAUACCCCAGAGAUUCUAUACAGCAAUCAUACCCAUGGGAAACUGACUCUCCAGUGGAAAGCACCCAUUAAGGAAUUAGAAGACCACCUACAUUACCAGAUUAGAUACUCGAUGGAUAAUUCAUCUGAAUGGCAGCUCCUGCAAAUACAGCAAUCUGUUACACAAAAGACACUUGAUAUGGUUCCCAGCAAAACAUAUGUUAUCCAAGUCAGGGCCAAACCAAAUGGCAAUAAAUAUAAUGGCUUCUGGAGCAGCUGGUCCGAUAGCAUCUCAUUAACAGACAUGUCCAUCUCUGAUGGAAUUUCUGGGUUAUCAGUUGUGAUGAUUGUGGUUGCUGGCAGUCUCAUCUUAGUGUUGACAGCACUCAGCAGAUGUUACUUUCCAUUUCUUUUCAGGAAGAUCAAAGAGAAAAUUUGGCCUCCCGUACCAGACCUGGACAAAGUACUAGAAGGCAUCCUUUUGGAAAUUAGCAAGAAGCAAUUCCAGUCUCUUCCACCUUUCUGUGAAAAGGUAUAUGAAGAGGAUGCCCUUCCUUCCCUUGUUGAAAUCCUCUCUGAAAUUAAAGCAGGUCAAGACAAGGAUCAGGCUGGUAACUCACGGACAAAUUGUACUCGAUAUGAAGGUACAACACGCACAGACAGUAACCAUCAAGAUUAUGUUACCUUGGAUCCCAAAAGUUCCUUCGUACAGCAUUUUGGAAAUGAAUAUAUCGAUGAGCAGAUGAUAAUUAACCUCUCCCCACAAGGGCGCUUAUUUAGAUCCCGUAGUGCCUCUGACAUUGACUCUCCAACAAGACUUGAAAAUACACCAACAGAGGCUCUACUUGGUUAUAUGGGACAAUCAUGUGACCUACCACGCAUUGGGCAAACAUACUCAGAAUGUUUAAACACUGUACAUAAUCAAAUAGACCUACUACAGUACCCUCCUAUAUCAGAGUACCAAACUAUGGUUUUAACAGACAUCUCAAAUCGCAUCUAUAUUAUGAUGAGUCACUCUGAACCAGAUAUUCUGUGAAGGACCAAUACUGCAUCAUCAGAAAAUGACUGAUCACCACAAUUCUGCAUCUUGGCUGAAAAUAUUUUGACCACAGUUUCAGUUUCUUUUACUGUAAAUAUUUAUUAACUGUAAUCUACUUUUAAAUAGUUGAAAUAGGUAUCUCUUUUUAUAGCAAAUAAGUAAAUAUAACAGCGCAAGUUCCACUUCAGCUGUCUCCACAUUAUAUCAUAUCUGCUGUUUAGCUCUGUGGACCCAUGUACCACAUACUUCUGCUAUCUUUAUUAAGUAUUGUAAAAUGUUUAGAUGGAUUUGGCAGUACAGAACACAACCUUAAUAUUUUAGCAGAAGGACUGUAAAACAAUAUAUAUUUCAUUUUUGUGCCGUCUUGUGUACAUGCACAAGUCAGUAUACAGGUUUGCAAAGACAGUGAGUGCUCCCGGGUGUCCAGGUAACACUCUUAGGGGCUCCUGGAUACACCUCUGCUCAGACCUACCCUGAUCCCAUAUUUCCUCAACUAUAUAUGCAUUUUUGGGUUCCUUUGUGCUGACAGAUAUGCAGGAUAAGCUAUAUUGCUUACUAAUUAACAAGUCAGUAAUAACAGUCAAGAUUCUUACUCAAAAACAUCAGCACAACCUCCCCAAUGAUAAGAACCACUAUGAAGUUUCUGUCCAAUUGCACUGUUGCCAUGAAACAGCAGGGUAAUUGUAUAGCACUAUAUGAAGGUUCAGUCUUACUUAAGGGUUGACAAGGAAAGCAUUUUAAUAUGGACAAAAUACAGCUAUCUUUCUAAACAUAUCCUUGUAGCACUUAUGAUUGCAAUUAUUGUUUUUAAUUAAUUAUAAUGGAACAUUUGCUUGUCCUUAUUUGGAUGAGAAGCACUGUCAACGGGGCAAACACGAGAUAUCUUAAUGUUUGUCAGACAAAAUCUAUAAGGGAAUGUAAGUUAUGAAUCAUCGCACCCAACAGCAGCUUUGUUUCAGGGUAAUGUAGGACUACUUUCAAUAAAGGUCUGUUGUAUUAAUGAGAUUUAUAUAAAGUCAGGGCAUUUAGUAAGUCAUGAUAAAUCAUCUAAAUACAUAUGUAAAGAUAAGCUUGUCUGGUAGAAUAACAGUUGUUGACAUUCCAAACCAAAAAUUGUGCAUUCUUUCUUUAACCUACAGACGAUAAGGUGCUGAGAGUUCACAGCUGUAACUUUGUGAUGCACUAUAAGAAAGUCAUUAAAUCUCUAAAGCUGCAUUUCAGAUUUUUUUCUAUAUAAAACAGAAAAUGAAUGGUGUAUUUUAAACACAGUAAUUAAUGACUGCACAAGUGGUACAAUACUAUACCCACUGCUGCAUACUAUAGAUAGCAAAUGUUAUGAUGUGUAUAUGCAAAUAUUAAUGGUGUUUACAUUAGACUGUCUAAUAAACAACAAAUUAAAGGAU
Molecule: messenger RNA, 3753 nt
Organism: Protopterus annectens (West African lungfish)
Lineage: Eukaryota; Metazoa; Chordata; Ceratodontiformes; Protopteridae
Gene: MPL
Product: MPL proto-oncogene, thrombopoietin receptor
Exons: 12
Coding region: 269-2347 (692 amino acids)
Biological process (GO): hemopoiesis; cytokine-mediated signaling pathway; positive regulation of cell population proliferation
Cellular component (GO): external side of plasma membrane
Molecular function (GO): cytokine receptor activity; protein binding
Source: RefSeq, a predicted model, not a curated record